Puccinia graminis f. sp. tritici CRL 75-36-700-3 is the source of this 1656-nucleotide messenger RNA. RefSeq lists its product as uncharacterized. NCBI's taxonomy places the organism in Eukaryota, Fungi, Basidiomycota, Pucciniomycetes, Pucciniales, Pucciniaceae. The record is from RefSeq and is a predicted model, not a curated record. The coding region runs from base 22 to 1380 and encodes 452 amino acids. The transcript is spliced from 3 exons.
CGACAAGUAUAUCUUAAAACCAUGGCCGCAGAUGGCGCUUCCCCCAGUUCAAGCUCGGCGUGUAGUGACGACGAUACUGAGAGAUCUUUCUCAGAUACCGAAGCUUUUGGCGGUCUCAGAGGACGGUCCGGGUCGGCAGAGUCGGAAGUCCAGCCUGGCUGGGAGCUGGAAUGGAUCGAUGAUAGUAAACUGGUUCCGAAAGGGGAAGAGGGAGCGGGCAUAGGACGAUUUUAUAAGUUGAAGUUCAAGGGCUAUCUCGACAUGGAAUGGCAGCCCGAGGACAACAUUGACGCCUUGGAACUGAUCAGGUGCUAUUGGGAACACGAGCACCUUGGACAAGAACUCUGUAUCAAAGCCCAGCAGCGGCUACUAAAGGAGAUAGACGAACGGAGCGAUUCCGAGUCCGAGGAUCAACGCCGAAAAAAUAAAACCCGAAAGCAACUGAAGCCGAGGCCCAAAUUGAAUCGUCCCGCCGGCCCGGAUGAGGCCAACUCAGACUGGGCGGGAUCUAGCUCCUCAUCCUCCGAUGACGAGGACGAUGACGACGGUCGUAGGCCGCUUACUUUCAAGCUGGCAGACCUCAGUCUCGCCGGGAGUAAUAAUUCGAAAAAUGGAAGCUCUUCUACUUCACCAGCUUGCCAGGUCAAGUAUGUUUUCAAGAAACCGGAAAAUAGACAGCUUUUGAGCACGACCUUCCUCAAUCCCACUCCUGAUCACGAGACAGAAGCGCGCAAGUCGUUGAAGCUCUCGCAAUUUGUCAGGCGGAUCAAGCCUUUGAUGGCUUCCCCCUACUGCUUUAAAAACCCACAUCGCGCUAAGCGGGCGGAAGAACUCUUGGAAGAGAUCGAAUCUCUUAAGGGCUCGGGAUUGGAGCAGACUGAUGUAUCACCAAGAACGAAGACUAGACUCAAAUUAAAUUUCAAAGACCCAUCACAGGGCAGUCACCCCGCUCCACUUACUUCCCCCACCACUCGUUCCGAGCCUGCUCCUACUCGAGAGAAUGUGUCAGAUUCGUCUACCGACUCGCAAGAUUUGCAAAGCCGGAUGGGCUCUCCAGGCCCAUCCACAGUGCGCGUCUCUUCGCAUCCCAACCCCGACAAUCUGUCUCAGCACGCCAUACAAAAGGGUCCUCCUCAACAACAACCCUCAGGAACGCCAGUCAAUCAGAUCAAGUCGCCGCUUCUCAGACCGCCAGAGAGACGCUCUGUUCCCGACGAGGACAAUGGUUUAGGUCAUCAUCGAAAUGUGAAGCGCAAGAUCGUCGAUCCUCAUCCUCACCUCGAUAACCUCCCUACCAAUCCCUCUCAUGGCCUGCCCCCACCGAGCUUUUAUAGAGCUAAACAGCAAUGCUUGCGCAAGGUUGUUCGAUGGGCAUCAUAACUUCAUUCAAGCAGUCCAUCCAGCUCUCUAUAGUUUCUUGCUUGUCAACCUCUUUCUCGUCCUUGAAGUCCUCUUCUUUUCUUUACUGUUUUGGUUUGUAUAUGUAAUGUAUGGGCGUGUUUCUUUUGCUACGUUUCCGUGAGACUAAUUGUUUCCUGCAAGCAUAGGUAUAUGGGGGCCUUUUUUCCUUCUUUCCAACUUAUAAUAUCUGAUUUCGAUUUUUGGUUUUAGGUUUUAGUUUUUAUUCUGUUUUUGGUUUUGUUUAUGAGCUUGUCU